Messenger RNA from Corticium candelabrum, 2507 nucleotides. RefSeq lists its product as uncharacterized. NCBI's taxonomy places the organism in Eukaryota, Metazoa, Porifera, Homoscleromorpha, Homosclerophorida, Plakinidae. The record is from RefSeq and is a predicted model, not a curated record. Gene Ontology annotation, biological process: signal transduction; regulation of MAPK cascade. Gene Ontology annotation, molecular function: epidermal growth factor receptor binding; phosphotyrosine residue binding. The coding region runs from base 179 to 2296 and encodes 705 amino acids. The transcript is spliced from 5 exons. Gene Ontology annotation, cellular component: plasma membrane; COP9 signalosome; cytoplasm.
AGUUUGCACGCCCAGUCGUCGCGUGUUUCUAAGCUGUUUUCCGGUGUUUCCUAUUGGGAAAGUACUGGGACAACGUUCUCCUGGUGCACGAUCGCUUGUCGUAGCGCGAACGGAGACGUGGAGAGCUCUCAGCUACAGAGCGGUUGAAUCGUGUGCACGGUGAUUCGACUCAAAGCAAAUGGCUGGUGAGCGGUUAUAUAGUCUGAAAGCCUUUCACACUGGUACGACGAACCUUCAUCUGCCCGGGCUGCAUUCGUUUCUGCCACGGAACGAGACCAAUGCUGUGAUGAGUCAGUAUCUACGAGAGGAUGGAUGGUUUCUACUCAGACCCAGCUUUUCCAAUCAGGGUUUAUUCUCAAUUUGUGUGACAUUUCAGGGGAACGUGAAGCAUUUUAAAAUUCUACUUGAUCAAGAAACAGGCCAAUACUUUGUUUCAUCUCGUCGCUUCCCAACGAUUGUGGAUCUCCUCAACUGUUACAAACAAGUUCCACUCAAAUCUAAAAACUGUCAGGUGUUCCUCCGAAGAGAUAUUCCUGUUGAUCGUGAACGGGAGAGAUUGCAUAUGAUUCAUCAAGGCAUUGAGCCUUCUCCUUCCAAACAGUUGCCUACUCAAAUCCAGAAGCGUCCUCUUCCUACUGUUCCUGGUCCAGUGACUACGAAGACUCUUCCUCGUGGUCGGCCACUGCCUGAUGUCCCACAACAAAAACUGCAGAAGGAUGUGGUAAUAAUGGACAAAACAAGAAGGGGAACGUGGAAUAGUGAUGAGAAAUCACAGAAGUCACAGACAAUUCCGAGGGAAAAGGAAAAAGGCCUUCCUCCUGGUUGGACAGAGCACUUUAGUCAGCAGCACAAGAGAGCAUAUUAUUAUAAUGCAAAGACUAGAGAGACAACAUGGAAGAGGCCUCAACCACCUGACGACCCUAAUUAUGUUACCAUGCUGCAGAAGUCCUUGCACCAGGAGCAGAAGCAGGCUAGCCCAGUGGAAAAUGGACCACCUGUAAUUCCUCCAAGACAGACUGCAGCAAGCGAACCUCACACUCAUUUGAAUCCACCAGUGCGUCGAAGCUCCAGAAAAUCUAUUCAGAAUACAUCAGAGGCAACAAGUCCGACUCAAAAGCCACUAUAUCAAGAAAUGAAGUCAGCGCCUGUUGCUGAUCAACCAAGAAACUUGGCACCACUAAGUGGCGGUAGGUUUUUUCCGUCUGGCCCAACAAGAACACCUGAAAAGGCUCACACUGCUCCUCCACCUCUUCCAAGUCGGAUAGACAAUUCAGGAAAUUUACAGAGAGACGUAAAUUCAGUAGAGGGGCAGAUCGUCUUAGCACCGGCUCGUAUAUCCGGAAGAGAAAUCCCACCACCAGUACCAAACAGGCAAGAGUCAGGAAGCCUACCUCUACAAUCAAAAGUAACCCGUGACCCUCCACCAUUACCUCCCAACAGGGACAUGCCACCACCAAUCCCUAGCAGAAAUGAUAUGUCACAAUACCCCAUGCCACCUCCACACAGAGAAGAAAAUGGUCUUCCGCCAAGACCGCGAAGAGGAGAGCAAGCUCCCCCACCCAAUCUGAGAUUUGAUGCAGUGCCACCAGCUAUUCCAUUUAAAGCUAGUCCACCAGCAAUACCAAAGAGAGCAGCACCGCCGCCACUGCCCAAUCAAGAAAGAACCCGUUCUGUGGCUCAGUUACCUGUUCAUCAAAAUAGUGUAAAGUGUGAGCCUUCUUCCUCUUUCCACGAGUACGUGAACGCCAGAGAGUUGCCACCAUUACCAGUGAAGGAUGACAAAAUUGCGGUGUCAUGUGAAGGAAGUCCUGCUUACCCUCCACCUUCAUCUACAUAUGCAUCCAGGUCGGUGGCUGCAGUUCCUGCAGCUCCUCCUCUUCCACCUGUUCCUCCGCUCCUACCUGUUGUGACUCCUAUUACUUCUUCAUCUCCUAUGGUACCGAGUGCUGCUGCUCCUCCACCUCCGCCUCCUCCUCUAGCAAUCCCACCACCUAUUGAUGAGGUUCCACCGUCUCCGAGACCUAUCAAGCACACAAAAAGUGUGCCACCACCAUCGCCAAAUCGUGACAACAGUAAUCUUUUGGAUGAAAUCAAAGCGUUCGGUGGUGGAGCAAUGGGUCGACUGAGAUCUGCGUCGGAGCGAGAUCCGGGUCCGAUGGAGCCACAGGUAAUUGCAAGCGAGGGAGACAUUAUAGCAGCACUUAAAAGCAAGCUGAUGAUGGUCAAUGCAGCAGCUCGUCAGGAUGAGUCUGACGAGGAGUUUGAACAAGUUGAAGAUGAUGAUGAUUGGAGCUAACUUAACAAUCACUAUAGAUAGGUGAUUUAAGUAAAUGCAGUGUGAUUUUGUAUUGAACUUAUUUUAUAGAGUUGUUGUCACAGUUAUGAUGGUUAGAGCAAUGAGCAUUCAAUCCACUUUUCUAGUUUAAUAGUGACUGUAGUAUUGGAUAACUGGUGCAUUAGUUUUAGACUACAAAGUGGACAACUGUCAUUUUGUUAAAACUGGCCUA